AUGGGUAGCCCCGGCUCCCGACCUGGCCUUGCCCCCCGCUCCCGUCCCGGUUUCGCUUGCUGCUAUCUCCUGGCUCUCUUGGCUCUGGCCUCUGCCUGCUACAUCCAGAACUGCCCCCUCGGCGGGAAGCGCUCGGCGCUGGACGUGGACGUGCGAAAGUGCCUCCCCUGUGGUCCUGGGAGCAAAGGGCGCUGCUUCGGACCCAGCAUCUGCUGUGGCGAAGAGCUAGGCUGUUAUGUGGGCACCGCCGAGACCCUGAGGUGCCAGGAAGAGAGCUACCUGCCCUCCCCGUGCCAGUCUGGCCAGAAACCCUGCGGAAGCGGAGGGCGCUGUGCGGCCAGCGGGAUCUGCUGCAGCAGCGAUGGCUGUGGACUAGAUCCUGUCUGUGACCAAGAACCCACGUUCUCCUAG
Gracilinanus agilis (Agile Gracile Mouse Opossum) is the source of this 411-nucleotide messenger RNA. It is a transcript of the gene OXT, whose product is annotated as oxytocin/neurophysin I prepropeptide. The transcript is spliced from 3 exons. The record is from RefSeq and is a predicted model, not a curated record. Lineage: Eukaryota; Metazoa; Chordata; Mammalia; Didelphimorphia; Didelphidae. Gene Ontology annotation, molecular function: neurohypophyseal hormone activity. The coding region runs from base 1 to 411 and encodes 136 amino acids. Gene Ontology annotation, cellular component: secretory granule; extracellular region.